This is a messenger RNA of Anopheles funestus (African malaria mosquito), 14306 nucleotides long. RefSeq lists its product as uncharacterized. Gene Ontology annotation, cellular component: extrinsic component of cytoplasmic side of plasma membrane. Gene Ontology annotation, biological process: skeletal muscle contraction; positive regulation of protein localization to plasma membrane; positive regulation of voltage-gated calcium channel activity. The record is from RefSeq and is a predicted model, not a curated record. Gene Ontology annotation, molecular function: protein binding. The transcript is spliced from 21 exons. NCBI's taxonomy places the organism in Eukaryota, Metazoa, Arthropoda, Insecta, Diptera, Culicidae.
UCACACACAAUGGUGGUGUUUGCUGGCUUGUGACGCGACGACGUCUCGGCAAAACGACGAGUGAUCGUAGUAACGCACCAGCUGUCGGUCGUGCCCGCCGCUUUUGCCAAGGGUUUUUGUUAGUACGAAACAAAACGCGCUACCGCGCGGACGUAUUUGUAGCGUUUUGGUUCCUGUGGUGUGCGGUUUCCCAGACAGCUAGCUGUCGUCGGUGUUUGUUGAUUGUUUUCGCAGUUUUUUUUGAUUAUCAUCAGAAUUCUGUAGUAACACAGUGGUGCACAGUGAAACACUCUCAUCCACAUACACCCCGUGCAUUAUUCGAUCAGUGCAAGCGCAACGGCAGGAAUCGACGUGGAGAUUUGCAACGUCGUACGCGCGAGUGCAUCCGAACCGAACCGAAGAGCGUGUGUGUGUGUGUUGGUGUGUGCGUGUGUGUGAUUAUAUCCGUGAGGGUUCUCCGGAGUGACCGGCCACCCGGCAAGGAGCACUCAACCCGAGACGGCUGGGGUCGAAAAUGAGCAGCAUUAGGAGUAGUGCUUAAUGAAGCAUACAUUAACAGCAUCGACCACUUUCUUCUUUCACGACGAGUCGAAGAAACGCCCAAAGUAGCACUGCUGCCGCUGCUGUACCGUACAAGCAUAAGCAAAAAAAAAAACACCGCCGGAAAGAAAACUCAAUUUCUGCCUGUACCACAACCAUUUUGUAGUGAUAGUGAGAAUGGUACAGGUAGUACGGUUUCAAGUAGUUUCGCAACUUGCUUAUGAUGCGCCGUACCAUGCGGCUACGUCCCAGCGGCAGUGAAACUGUGACCAUGUGAACGACAGCUGUGCGCCCGGGCUAGCAAUGGUUUUCAUCGGGGAAGGCGUUCGUGUACGGAAAAGACAUCAACCAUAAUCGACGUAAUAGCACGAAUGCCCCAACAGCAAGAGCGUUGAGAAGGUAAAGUGAAGCAAUAAGAAAGCGAAUGCUCAGCAAAACUAAAAGAAACAAAAUCGUAUGAACAACAUUCACACAACGUGCGAGUAGGCCGCACAGCGUUCCCCUUUCUAAAAUUCAAUCCUGACCAUUUCAAGAGCAACGAACUGAGAAGCCUUCUGGGCUGGGUGUGAUAGGGUCGUGAUUUCGAUAGAAGAAGAAACGCUAAAAAUAAACAGUGCUCGUGACAAGUGUAAGCGUAUGAACGGCUCUGAGUUGGAUCACCGUUGGACAUUGGAAAGCACCAGUCGGUACUGGAAUCGUUCGCCAUGCUCCGUCGGGGCCAGGAAUGUACGUAAUAUUUCCGGCGGAUGAACUCAUAUUGUUGACAUACGGAAUCGCCGUACCGAGAGUACCGCCCAGACCAACUCUGGACAACCUGCGGGAGCCGCUUGUGCCCACAGGCAGUAGGCCUACAUCCACCACCACCACCACCACCAAGCCCAACACCUCCAAAACCACCACCACCGUCACUACCUCUUCCACAUCCAACACAACCUCAUCCAAACACGCAUCCACCAAAUCGACCAAAAGCAACGCAAGCAAAGCGAACGCACAAUCGACGAAAAAGGGCAACGAUACGACAAAACCGAUCUCCUCAACAGUGUCCACAGCCGGCCAGCGCCAGGAGUCGGGCGAAUCGUACGAAUUGGACGACCCGUGCGGUACGGCAGACCUUGCAGACGCGAGCGAGCUGGCCACCUUUAUCGAUGAUGUUAGCCCGCGUAACGGCAUCCCUGCGACGGUGGCCGCACGUGGUCCGGCCGGUACCGCAUCGCCCAAGGGUGGCCUAAAGGAGCCGGGUGCGCCGGGCGCAAAGUCCAAAUCGAAGCUGCAGCUUAAGCUCGGCCGUCUGCGACCACAUUCCUCGAUCGAGCAGAACGAAACGGCUUCGCGCGUACGCGAAGAUCUGCACAUCCAUGUCUCGAAUCCGGUCUUUACGCGGGACAAUCUGCGCCAGCGCAACUUCGAUGCGUUCUUCGAAUCGGGCGAACAGGUGUACUCGCUGGAGGUGCGCGAAAAGCCCACCGCCCGUACGCUCGAUGCGCUCGGUUCGAGCGGUUCCGAUCCUGGGUUGGCCGAUGCAGAAACUGGGCUGCGGAUCACCAGCACCGGGUACGACCAGCGGCCCAGCUCGCUAGGGUUCUUCCGGAAGCCCAAGUCACCGCUAAGCAUACGUUCCAAGAGUGCCGAACAUGAGUUUGCCGACCUCGAGACGUCCCAGAAAGAAUCAUCAAAAAGCCAUCGACAUAACAUAUUUAGCAAGCGUGGAGCGACGCCGAGUGCGGGCCCCGCGUUCCAGGCACUCGGAGGCAGCAUGUCCACCACCGGUGGUGGCGGAGUGCUCAAGGAUCUGGGCCACCCCGGCCUAAACGAAGCGCUCAAGUCACACAACAGUGUAACGUUUAAGCUAGUCAAAACAGUUUCGGAUUUCAGCGAAACCUUGGCGCAGCUCUACGAGCAGCAUGCCGAGGCACUGCAAGUGUUGGUUUCGAACUACCGCAAACGGAACAGCGAACUGCGAAAGGAACGACCGGCCUGUCAGUCGAACCUGUUCGCGGCAUGGGAAACGUUGCUGCAGGAAAUCGAAGCGGACUCGCAGGCAACAAUCGACGUAGCCAGCACACUCUCCAGACAGGUCGCUCGUCCACUGCUGGAGCGUUCGUUCUAUCGGAAGGUCCAAAGUAGGAAAGUAUUUACACACCGGGAGUCGUUCGAUACAAUCAUUUCCAAGACUGAAGAGAAACUAUCCAAGUGCCGAAUCGAAUACAAACAAUGCUACAUCGCUCACCGUCAGAGCCCGACCCAGCACACGCUGACGCAGUACAUCGACUCGCACAAUGCGUACGUGCAGCAGCUGCACGCUACCAAUGCCAUGCUCGAGGCGUAUCACUGCGAUACGCUGCCGCAGCUGAUGCAGGAGCUGGAGGAGAUCUACAACGAUCUGUGCAAUAUCGUGUCGGAAGCUGUGCUGCAGGGUGCCGAAGCCAUCGCUGCCAAGGCAGCCGAACAGGCGAAACGCUACGAUGGAUUGGCCGUGCAGUGCAAGAACGUUUCACCGGCACUCGAUCUUGGGUACUUCGUGCGCACACUUCCGGUACCGCAAACCAUGCAGCGGAUUCCACGCAAAGCAUUUGCACCGCCGCAGUCUGCAAAUGCAGCGAACGAAGCGGAAGAUAUGCCGGACUAUGGUGGGGAUCCGAUGCUGCCAGUGUUCAAGGAUGAGCUUGUCGUCGACAAAGGUGCAACGAUACAAGUGCGCCCCUCGCUGGAAGCGUUGAGACGCGAGUCACAGGAAUUAGAAAUUCAAAUCAAACAACUACAGGAUUCUGUAGACGCUUUAGUUCGUACACAGAUCAGAGGCAUCGAGGGCCAGCUGUACAGUAAAGCGAACGAGAUUCAGGAGGAUAUCUCGAUGAAAAAAUUCGACGUACGCGCGAAACAGAUCCAUCUCGCUGCAGUUCGUGCCCAGAAAGAGUUAUUUUUGGGUAGAAUAGAUCCUGGUUCACCUCGCGGUGAACGUAAAAUGUCUUCUUCUAGCUCUUCCUCAAUGAAGACUAAGUGGCUAAAAGCGUUCCGUAGCCUGAAACCGGCAGGUUCGGCGAACGAUAGUACCAAAUCCAAUCAAAUGUACCACGCAGUGUCAACGGUGUUGACUAUGAGGAAGAGCGGUAAUGGAGCACAAAUCCGCUUCGAUGGCACCGAUAAUCACAAUCUGCAGGAGUACACCUACAAAAAGAUCACACCGUGCGACGUCUGCUCGCAAGUACUACGAGGACACACCCGACAGGGGCUACGCUGCCGUAUCUGCAAGGUGAACGUGCAUGCCGACUGUGCGUCACAGCUGCCAAAGUGUCAGGUGAAGCAGAAGCUGCUCCGCCGCCAGAAGAGCACCUCGGAAAUUGAGAACCGUGCCACCGAAGUAGAGGAAGAAAAACCAACCGAUGUCGAUCAGAUAUAUCAGGUCCUUAAGCAGGCGGGCGAAAUUUCCAGCGGCAAAAUUGUUGUCGAUCCGUCAAAGGAGCGCCCAGGAGCGACCGGGACGGCUGCCGGACACAACCUAACCGUCUCGAACCCUCCGCUAGACAUUCCCGUAGUGAAAGUGCCUGAGUAUCCGGACCGAGCGCCAUGGCGGGGACCAGUCAAAUCUCAGGGGCCAAAUUAUCCACACCAGAAACAGGGACUGACUGCGCCCGUUGCAACGGACAUGUCAUGCUCAGCACCGCAUUCACCACGACGCCAAAAGCUGAACCUUAGAAUGAAAUCACUCAGCUUGGACUCACCAGAAUCGUCCGAAUUGCAUGGGCAAAUACGGCGGCGACUCCCGGGACCGACCGGUCACGGUGGCCACGGAGGUUCUGGUGGUCACUUAGAACACAGCACGCCGCCAUCUAACAAUAGUAGGUUACACUCACCUUCCAGCCCGUCCGGUACGCAGAGAAAAUUCCUGUACGCUACGCGUGGCAUGAAGACCGGUUCCGUCGAUCUGCCGGAUGAAAUCGAAAAAAGCCUCUCGUCGGCCAGCACCUCGCCCUGCCCUUCACCGAAAUCCCAUCGUCUUCUACCAACAAACCUAUAUGUUGUACUGUACAACUUCAAGUCCCGUCAUCAGGAUGAACUGGAUCUUAAAGCUGGCUACAAGGUCACUGUGAUCGAUACGUCCGAUCCCGACUGGUGGAAGGGAAAGUGUCUCGGGAAGGUCGGGUACUUUCCCUCGAAAUAUUGUGCGAAGCUGGCAGCUUCGGAAAAACCACUCCAGGUCACACACAAUCUACAGGUAACAGAUAAUGAGCGAGGAGACGGCACGUUAACAUUACUUCGCGAUCAGAUUGUUAUACAGGUGGGCGAAGAGGUAAAUGGCAUGGUUAUGGUGCGUUCGGCAGAUAACCGACAGGGCGUAUGUCCGGUCAAGUACUUACAGGAGGUCUGACAACCGGAAGAGGAAAAACUCGACCGGGAUCGUGAUAAAGACCACAGACAACAUACAGGUACUACCGGUAAGGGUGCGAGUGUGUCGACGAAGGCAAGCAGAAAGGAGCAAGCGACGGGCGGGCAACGACACGACGGUCGGCCAGACCAGAAAGACCAAUGCCAUGCGGGCGGACAUCACUACCACCGGGAGAGUCGCAACAACUUCCACAAAUCCUACGACCGUAGCUGGGAAAAGUGGGAAAAGUUCCGCGAGAAGAAGAUGGAAAUGAUGAAGGCUCACAAGUAUAAUGUGGAGCACAGGCUGAAGUACGACAACCAGGAGCGCAUUCUCUACCGACAUCAUUUCAAUUACUAUCCGGUGAAGCGGCCCCGUCCACGAAAAACCUCCCUCGAGCCUAACUGGUACACGGAGAACAUUUACUCGAACCAAUCGAUCGACAAUUCGGACGGAGAGCUGGGCGUGGGUUUCCAGCGGCCACAUUUGACCGGUACGGUUGGCGCGGCUGGUGGGCGGGACAUAAACGGUAACAUGAGCAUGGCUGGACUGGAGGAUGACGGGAUCUUCACCAUCGACGGGCACUUCGAGCGUCGGCACAACUAUCCAAAAUCGAACAGCUGUUGCUUCGGUGUGAACCGCAUGCGGGACAUUGACGAGCUGGGCGAUGGGUUGGAGCGAGAUGGCUGGACGGAGCGUUACCCAAAGAUACCGAAAUCCUACUCCUUCAGCACAUCGCGCAGCAUGGGCGUUGGGUUCAAUAUGGCGAAACUGUACAACCGCAACAGCUUCGAAAUGCCCGAAUUUCCGAGUCAUCGCCGUCGGGCACACCCGGACGGUGGUAGAGCGGUCGUGCGGUUGUGUGAUCGGGAAGGUUGCUUUAACGAGACGUGCUUCAGCAAGGAUGAGAAGAACUUUUACAAUAACAAUAAUCUACACAACAAUAACGUAAUUAAUAACAAUAACAACAUACACAGCACCAACAACAACAACAACAACAACACUUAUCGUCAUAACAAUAGCAACAUCAUUAGCGAAUGGAAUCUGCGGAAUCGAAACAAUCUGCGGGCCGGUGUUGGAGGUGUGGGUGAUGCUAUUGCACCACGGCCACAGUACGUCAUGGAGGAGGACUUUGAUCUGUUCGACGAGGAUGAGGAUGAUGGUGAGGAUGAGGACGCCACCGAUCGGGAAGAGCAGGAAGAGAUGGAAAGUGAUCUGAACACGCUGUAUGCCGAGGAUCGACAUUCGAUCGCGUGCGGUGAUUAUGGUGGCGUAGCACGGGAGUUGUACGGACAUCCGUCACGUGCGGGGGCAGGUCAUGUAGCGGAUUUGUAUCGUGGCCAACGGGCGAAACAGUCGUUGCGUGGACGGCUCGAUCGGAUGUCGAAGUAUGCGGACGGUGAGUACACCGACAACUAUCGACGAUCGUUUGAGGAUUUCUUCAACCAGAACUGCUGCAUUGAGCGUAACCAUCGGCAGCUGCAAGAUGCUGGCCGGUUUCUGCUGAAAGCACCAGUGACACCACCGAAAAACAAAAGUAUGCUGGAAGUUAAGCCACCGAACCGUUUCGAUGAUACCUCAUCCGACUCGACCGAUCUUGAGCUGGAUGAUUUUAACUUCGACUUUGAGAAGUAUUGGGAAGAGCUGGAGAAACCGUCACCCACGUCACCGAGCGAACUGGAGGAGCGCAAGAGUGCGGGUCGGAGUGCGAUGGCCGGUGGGUCGGCCGCACCCGCCAAAAAGGUGAAGAACGUUAAUCUCAACCGGUGCUACAACAACGGUACGGUCAUCGAUAUCUACCACGAUGAUGAUCCGUACCAUCGGGACCACUAUCACUACCGGGAAGGUGGUAUCGGGAAGGCGAACAAUCACAACCACAGCCACCGACAUCGCGCCAAUGCGGCGGGGAGAGGUAAAGGCUCUAGACACAAGGUGUAUCCGGCGGAGCGUGAUAAGCGAUUGGCAGACGAUUCGGGACACCUUUCGGACAAGGGACCGAUGGCGGGCGGGCAUGAACCAACCGGUGGCAAAACGCUCGAUGCGGCGGGUAAUGCGAUAAGCGGCAAUAGUAAUGCGAUCAGCUUCCUUAAUAACAUUUUCUCGAUCUACAAACCGAACAAGUACUCGCCGCUCAACUGUCACGUUGAGCAGAACUAUCUGAAAAACAUUCCCGCUAAGAAGAUGAACAUUGUGGCGAGUUCGGCCAGCCGUCCGUUGGGUGCUGGUAAUGAUACCCGCCACACUGCAACUACCGGUGGUGAUCCAUCGUCGACCAAGCGUCCGCUGACGGUGCACCCGACGAAACCGUCCGUUGCAUCGAUAGCGACCGCAGCGAGACGUAAUGCGACCCGUCCACAAUCAACCAAGGACCCGCAGGCACGGUUCCAGAUCAUACCGGAGAAGACGGGCGUAAAGAUCUCGCCGCUGUAUCGGCUGGAUGCGCAGGACUAUCGGCGGGCACGCUAUAAACUGAAAAGCACCUCCAGGCCCCUGUCAUUCUGGUGAAAAUUGCUCGACUGUUCGUACUAUUCGGAUGGCCGGCUGGACGGAUUGCCCGUGGUGAAGAAGACGCGCCGACACACCAAGUAUCUCAAGUACUAGAAAACACACGUGUCCUUCACGAGGUCCCACUUUCUGUCACGUUCACAUCCACCGAUGAAGAAAAAAAGCAAACAAAACCAAAUGUUACAUCCUCACCAAAUCAACCAAAUCUGCUGUUGCUCACAUCCAUCUCUUUCCCUCACUCGCUUUGUCUCUCUUGACUUCCUUGAAGGAAAAAUUGCCCAAGAAAUUCAACUCCAACCAGCGAAUGCAAUGCAUCCAUUCGAUUGGGAACUACCGAAAGACCCAUACAUACCGCAGCGAUUCGUAAGCUCGUAAAACCCCCAAAACGGGAAGCAUAGCCGAAAGCGAUUGCCAUUUUACCACAAACCGUACCGCACGCCAAGCCAUCACAUCACACAUAUUGUUGUACAUCAGAUUCGGUGUCUUUCGAUGUUCUUUGUAUCAGUGUGUAUAUCAUUGUCAUUGUCCUUAGCACAGAUUGCAGAAGAAGAAAAAAACAGAAGGACAAACAAAAAGCCACAAAAAAAAAGAAGAAACCAACCAAAAACCAAAAAACCGUUUUCCCAACUCAUCUGUUCUCAUUCUCUGUGACACUCUGUGACCCUCAAAUCGCAUAAGAAAAAACAACAUAUAAAAUCGAUUUUGAUACAUUUUUCCUCCCUGUUGUUGGGUGGGAGUGGGAGAGUUUUUUAUAGCAAAAACGAAACAAACCAAAAAAUGGGGACAACGGCCACAGCUAAGAACCAACUAACAACAUUGCGACAUUCGUUACAUUCGGCUCAGACCGACGGUAAUAGCGAUCCUUAAAUCGAAGCGAAACUCGAUCACGAUCGAAACUCACCGCAAAAAGGAGGAUUCCCAUCCCCCUUCUCUCCCCCCCGGGAUACAACCCCCUUUGAUAUCAAAACGUUGCGCCACGAGUUAGAAAAAGCAAUGAAACACGAAAAUGGAAAAACAUUAUUUGGAGAACUUUAUCGCCCAAAAAAAAACAACAUCCCAAAAAGGGGGGGGGAAGAGGGGGAAGGGACAGGAGUAGAGAUCACCAUUUUAAAAUGGGUGUGCUGAUAUCAAAGUAUCUUUACAACAGCAAAAAGGCAAAACUCCAAAUUUACGUUUAUACAUGCAUUGUACACCAUUUGCAUUCUAGAACCGUUGGAAAGCUCCGCCACUGUUGUUAAAUAGAGUUCCGAAAGUUAUCUACAAAAAAGCACACACACACACACACACACGCACACAUGCAGGGUGGUUAACAAUAGUUCAUGAAUUCGUUCUUUCAGUGUAUUGUUGUAGCAUUGCGUGAUACAGAUCGAUUUUAAACAUUGUAACAAAGCGACAAACUGCUACAACAAUUGCAAACUCGAGACAAAAAAAAACACAAUACAAAUGAGCAAAGAGUGUGUGUGUGUGUGUUAGGAGCUGGAGGAGUAAUAUCUAUCAUUGUUACCUGUACAUACCCACACCAUUAACUAUGUUUCGUUAACAUAUUAGGAAAAAUUUUAAUACAACAAACAAACAAAACAAAAAAAAACUGGUUGAGCUUUUUCCCUCAUAUCCGUAGGAUCUUUCUAAAACAGAGUACUAAUGAACGUUUAUUCCACACACCACUUGCUAUGACAGCUACCGAACCUGAGUUCCGAUGGAAUCGUUAAAGCAUCCUGUACAUUAAAGACCCCAAAUAUAUGCUACCAUACUUGAACGAUAGUCAGCCAAAACAAACAAACAAAAAAAAGGCUGACCUCAAUGCGAUAGGCACAUUCAACACAUGGAACAAAACACGAAAUGCGAAAUAAUACACACAGCCACACACACACGAUACAUGCGGCCAUUUUUGCGCACAUUUCGACAUCCUCUACUGUAGGGAAACCAUUUCUUCGAACAAAAUAGUAACGCCACUAUUAUAGUAACACUUGAAUAUGCUCUCCAUAUGCGUCUAAAAUUUGCGCUUUUUUCGCAUUAAUUUACAUCCUAGAAUUUACGGUAGCAUGAGAAUUCUUACCCCCCAACGAAAAACGCAACGAUAAUUUUCGUACCGAGUUUUUUACAGAUGUACUUAGUUAGUGUAGAUCCGAGGUUAUAGUAGUUUCAACCUGGCUUCGAACGUUUCACUUAGCCACUUAGCGAAAGCUCCUUUUACCUUGCAAUGCCACAACUCACCCAUAAACACACACACGCACACAAUAGACGGAUAUUGUGAAAUGGCUUUCGAGCGUUGCAAUGCUACAUUCCAACAGCAUCUCAAAGCAAAACCUAUACAAAGUGUCCUGAUCCUGCCUCGUCCCUCCCCCAAGUACCAUCUCCGUGUAGGAUGAAAUGGUAGAUCUCUGACCCUUCCCAUGGCGGACUAUACCGUUUUCAAUAUCCGAAAACAUAGUGUUCCGACGCCUCCAACGGAGCCUUAUAUUGUGCUCUCUAUCUCUCUCUCUCUCUCUUUCUCCUACUCUUCCCUUUUGCCAAAACAAGCGACAACUUCCACUAUACUGGAACGAUAGAAAGGCAUUAACCAGCGGCCAGUGCAUGAUUGCCCGAAUACUACGAACGCGGUAGACAUCUUGACGUAACUUUCGGCAAUUACCGGCCCAUCAUCUCCCCCAUUGCGCUACCAAACAAAUGUUGCCAUCUACUUGCCGAGUUCCGGGAUGGGGUUUUUUUGGAGGAUGCAAUUUCCGGCGAUGGUGAUGGUUUGUAAUUGACGAAAGUUUGUCAGAUACAAUAGUGCAGCUAUUAUUUGUUCAGCAACAUUUUACACCCGGUACGAUUAAUCCCGGUGUAGGCAAGAGUUGUCUACGAUGCAUUGACUUCAUUUCUAGACAUUUCUAUUUUUUGGAAAAUGAAAUACAAAUACAUUGAUAAAUAUGAUAUACAUGGGGGGAUUUUUCUUCCGCAAAACUCUAACUUAGCACUUCACUUCAAUACUUGCUUUGCAAUAGCUCCAAAACAGGACAUUUUAAUUCUUGCUGAACAUCUAGCCUCGGUUUGUUUUUGGGACAGUAUUUUUUCACACAGUCACAAAACACAGUGAAGCUUGUUUUGUGACAGAUUACUAAUCACUAAUCACAGCGCAUUUAUGCAUGCAGAUAGAAUAGCAGCUCAGUAAAAAAAAAGCAACAUAAGUACAGCAUUUCAAAAGGAGCUUUCGAGCGUUUUCUUACCGAACUCUAGCUAGAACUAAUAAGUAACAAACUAAUAGCAAACAUGAACAUUUCACGAUACAUAGAACGAACGUAACGUAGGCACACCAGACGUCGUAGGAAAGUGUAGUGAAGACAACAACAAAAAAAAAGCAGUGAAACCAACCUUCCCCUUUGUAGAAGAUACCGAUAUCAUCACAUCAUCCAAUGUUUCUUCUCCAUCCACUCACCAACCACUCUAGACGCGUCGCAUUGUUUCCCCCCGGCCCCCCGGUUUGAUAGUAGAGAGCUUCCAGACUUUGACUUGAACUAUUGCCAGAAACGGAACUAACCGUUUCCGGGUGAAAUCUAUAGUUUUCCCACUUAGGAAUGUAUGUAGUGACGUACGUAGCAUUAUCGCACCUUCCUUCCUACUGUAGAUUGAAAACUGUUUUCACGUAGAUGUAACAAAUGUUUUAUGGAGCGUUCUCUAUUAACAUAGUGGCUACUAUAACCACAAAACAUUGAAGAAGAAAAAAAAAAUACUAACAAAACAAAACAAAACACAUUUUAUUUGUUAUCUAGCGAAUGAACGUUAUGCCGCAUUUCUUUCUUAUGGUGCAUCGUGUGUCAAGUCAACCCCGAGAUCGUGUCCACGUGUAUCGUGCACGUGCGUACUCGGAACGCUUGCAAAACGAUCGAUCGAUGUAGAAUGGAUGGAUACCCUUACUUCCCCCAAAAAGGCGAUCAUUACAAAAUUAGAUGUGUAAUGGUGGUGUUUUUCACAUUCUAUUUUUUCCCCUCACCCAGUAUUUUCGCCACCUUCUCUUCUCUUCCACUCUACACUGGGUAGGGUUACGGGACAGAAAGGCGAAUACUGGUCAGAAUACUGUCCCUGCUGGGUUUGAGGAGGAAAAAGUGAACCCUUAUGCAACACCAGACGCAUAUUGCCACAGAGCUUACAGAGUACUGUGUUUUAUCUGGUAGCAGCUGGCGGUGCAGCUCAAUUUUUAAUCAUGUACCGGCAAACUCUCCACUUAACUAUACGAGAACGUGCGAAUAGUAGAAGGCUAUUUUUGUGUAGAGGAAAAAGGCACCAACCCAAGCUACUAAUCAACGUUCACGAAAGACACACACACACACAGACAACACUGUAUGAAGGGUGAAAGCUAGUAGUAGUAUACACGCAUUACAAGAACAUCACUUGUCACCUGCACACUAUAAGAUGUCACUAGUAGUACACGCAAAACCCUCAACAAGAAAAAAAAAACGCUUCAUCUGUCAUCAUUGUCUAGCACAUCACACGUCCAUUUACGAGACGGCCCGAUAAGUGCAUGUAAUUAUGCGUGAGUGUUUUGAGAGUGCUGAAGACACGAUCGCCAUUGCUCGCCAUUCUUAUACAUGAAGCAAAACAGCUAUACCAAAUAAAUGUGAUGUAAACUAAGCGCUAGUAAAUCCUCACUCAUUGCGAUACUAUUUAUAUGCGUGUAUGUGUGUGUGUAUGUUGAAAAGACACACACACACACACACAUUCUCUGGGAAGGCAAGUAAGCGAUCGAAACGGUACCGAUAGCAUCGAACCAUCAACGUUUGAUCCUCCCCCUGGUGGGAAAUCUUAGUACUAGUUCAAACGAUUUGAACGAAGCGCUUGGCUUAGUGUUUGAUGUGUUACUACUGCGAGGAACAAGGUACCAUUUUAAAAAAGAAACAUGUUUUUUUUUCACACAAACAACAUCUCAAGAAGGCAGAAACACCAUUCUGUGUGUAUUAAAAAAAUUGUUACAUAUAGUUUUAAGCAAAUGUUUUAUGAUUGGUUUUUAACCCACACAGAACCGUAGUAGAGUUUCUAGACCGGAUCCAUCGCCACACCGGUUGACAUCCGGAAGUAUUUGUGCGUGAUAUCAAAAUGGUGAAGUAUAGCAUAAACUCUCUUUCUCUCUCUCUCUCUCUCCUACAUACAUAAACCCUUCACAUUUGCCUUAUGAGAGAAUGGCACAGCGCGUAUAAUCGGAUAUCCGUUUAGUGGAAACAUCCCCAUCUGUCAGUUAGCCAAAGUGUUUCUACAAACACACACACACACGUACAUACACUCUCGGUGAAAGAUUUGCGCGUUGGGCAGCCAGCCUCUGUCGUAAAGAAUUGUUGAAUGAACUUUGUUGAAUGAAUGAUUUAUGCUUCGUUUGUGGUUUGAUCCUUCUAAACAGAACAAAAAAAAACGUAUGUGAUAACUAAUGGUAGAGCUGAAAUGAUGUUGAUCAUGAUGAUGAUGAUGAUGAUGAUGAUUUUCCAAAGAUGUACCCUAGCGAUGCAAAAGUAGUACGUAAACCCGAUAGUCCUAUGUGCGAGUAAACUAACACAAAGAAAAUAGAACAAAAACACAUCAGCGAAGAUUGUAUUGCAUUUACUGUGUUAAGCAUAAGUGAUGUUUUACGUGCCCCAAGCAUUUAAACAGCUCUGGUGUUGUCCAGAGGCAAUUCGUUUUUUUGUUUUCGAUCGCUAAACCCAUUGCUGCUGGACCGAAGACUAGCUUUUGGGUGGUGAAAACAAAUGCAACGCUGUUAGUCGGUCGCAUAACCUAAUGAAUUGCACUGUGUUUAAAAACCAAGUAGUAUGUGGAACAAAACAAAACAAAAAAAAUGCAACAUUUUAAAUAUGAAACAAAACAUGCAACAAAACAUAAUGGUGUUACGAAUGUGUUAUGAUUGUGGUAGUAAUUGUUAGUAGAGAGCAAAAAAAAACCCCCAACUGAACAAGAGAAACAAAACAAAAAUCCCAUCAAAAUAUGCUUUAAACUGAUCACGAUCACAAACUAUCAUCCAAACAAACAAAUCGAUCAUACAAAUAAAUGGUAAAUGAACGGAAAUAAAGUCACAAACCGCGAUGGGGAAAAAACACACACACACGGUAACAAAACAUGGAAUAAAGCACACAAACAAUAAUAACGCAGCAGUUAGGAGAUAUGAAAUGGUGAACAGUGGACAAACCUUUCCUGUUUGCAAAUUCCGAACAAAACCAUGCUUGAUCAUCGUUUUUUUUUUUGGUAUUAUUUUUGCUUUACUACAACCACCUAAUGCCGAUUGGUUCCCCGUUUUCGAUCUUCCAACGUGGUGAUCAUUAAUAGAAGAGAGUAAAAACAAAUAUCAACAUACAACAAACUUUCAAGAUGCAACACAGAAAACUUUAAUGCCAAAAACGGCAUAAAACGAUCGUGAGGGGGAAAUUUUCAUUUUUUAGAACCAUUUACAAUUUGUGCGCAAGUGAUUGGAUAAAAAAGCAAACAAAAGAAAAACAUAGCAUGGAGUGGCUUUACUACUUGAUACUUGUUAUUACGAAGCAAAAGAAGAGGAAAAAACAAAACCAAAUCUCCCCCAGGUUUACAGCUGAACGAAAUGAAAGAUGAGAAGAAAACAAACAAACGAAAACAAAUGGAAACAAACCAGUUUUACGCAUAUAUAUGCAAGACUCCAUUCCUACGCCAUGUUUUAACGAGCAUUCAAACCGUUUUAGAGAUGCAAAAUAAAUACACUCCUACCGUGCACUCGUGAAACCAGUGAUACAAUAGAAACACGUGACUAAUGGGAACUAUUAUGAUGAAACUUUCAUCUUCAUUGAUCACAAACAAUCCAUUGAUCACAAACAAACACACCUACACACACACUCGCAGUCACCAGUCAUGCCGACGUCAUAUCACGAAAACAUAACUGAAAUAAAAUUCUUUUUUCACGCCUUUU